AUGGAGGCUACCCAUUUGUCAGAUAUCCUGGCGCUAUCGAUAAAUUUUUUUGGAGUAAUUUGCUCAAUUUUCUCGUGUAUUAUGAAUAUUUUUAUAUUGAAAAAAGUGGAAAAAAAAAAGAAGAAAAAAGAGAUGGCUCUGUUUUAUUUCCGUUUCUUCCUAGACGCUGUUUAUGGCGCUGUCACGGCUAUUUACAUUUUUUCUGUAAUCCUAUUUAACUACUAUGAUCGAGAUGCCCCUGAUCUUCAUAUUUUUAUAGUGUUUUCAGCAUUUUUCAGUACAAAUAUAGGAACAAUGCGAGGAAUUGUGUCACUGACGAUUUCUGUUGAGAGAGUUAUGGCAGUUUGCGCACCAAUAAAGUAUCGAAACUAUCGUCCAAUGAUUCCGACUAAUGCGAUUCUAACUUUAAUAUUGGGUUAUGGUGUGUUCGAGUAUUUUAUUUUGUAUGUAAUUUGCAAUUACAAAUUAAAUAUUCCGUACAAUUGUGUGAAUAUUGGUUGUGCCAUUAAUUCAUGCUACCGACAAUAUUUUCUCUCGUCAAAAUGGGCUAUAUAUGGCUUCACUUUUUUGUUUGCAUUUAUUUUAUCAUUGAAAUUACUAUUGAAAGUGGGCAAAACCAAAAAUAAAGAUGUUACCAUGAAUAGGGCGAAUCGUCUUGCUUUGAUUGAUGUUGCAAUUAUAUUCAUUUUUAAUGUCCUGUUGAGCACUUUUUUGACUCUCUUUGACCAAGAUAAUUUACUCAAUAACUCUGGGCCAUUCGCGUCGAUUUUAAGGCAACUUGGAUGUUCUAUUGAAGCUUUGUUAGUUUUUCGUACUGUAAAACAGAAAAGUGACGUCACAAGCACCUCCACAACAAGCAAACCAAAUGUUCGGGUCAAAAGCCUGAAAGACUGA
Messenger RNA from Caenorhabditis elegans, 894 nucleotides. It is a transcript of the gene srbc-25, whose product is annotated as Serpentine Receptor, class BC (Class B-like). NCBI's taxonomy places the organism in Eukaryota, Metazoa, Nematoda, Chromadorea, Rhabditida, Rhabditidae. The transcript has 6 exons. The coding region runs from base 1 to 894 and encodes 297 amino acids. The record is from RefSeq and is marked reviewed.